Messenger RNA from Alosa alosa (allis shad), 1209 nucleotides. RefSeq names its product hemogen (gene hemgn). Lineage: Eukaryota; Metazoa; Chordata; Actinopteri; Clupeiformes; Clupeidae. Bases 273 to 1022 code for a protein of 249 amino acids. The record is from RefSeq and is a predicted model, not a curated record. The transcript has 5 exons.
CCAUGUUAUUUCACAGUCUCUCCUAGACCACUGGGGCUGCAGGGAGUCCCUCAGCUCAGGGAAUAACAGAGCUCAUCUACUGAAACUCCAAAAUGCAUGUUGCAUAGAGUGCUUCAAAUAAGAAUCACAUACUCUAUGCCAUCUGUGCCGACACUAUGACCCGCUUUUUUUUCUAAAGUGCAUGUAGUGCCAAGCCCUCCACCUUUACAAAUAAGAUAAGGGCAGUGCUGCAAGAACUCUCCUGGCAUCGUGGUAAAUAGGCUACAUUUGAAAUGGAACAGACGAUAGAAAAAGACAACCUGCUACCGGAGAGGAAAGAUCCUAAUGACGAAGAAGGGGGGAUUCGCCGCAGGCUGAGAGACAGAGACCUCCUCAAGAAAAGGAAGGCUGAGGCAGAAGAGAAAGCAACUAACCAGUGGGUUUAUGGAGCCCAGAGUAAAAGGCAGCGAGGGAGACGAGAAGAGAGGAGUGGCACAGGUAAGAAGGGCCGCCCCAGGAAGGUUAAUGCUCCUUUAGAGGCAUCGGUGCCUCAGGAAGAAAUCCCUCCUGCAGAUGUGGUCCCUGCCCCAGUGGUUGAGAUUGAACCUUUGCCCAUCUUUCAAGCAUUGCCUCCGGAAAAGGUUGAGCCUAAGCUACCUCCUGCUGCCACCGCUCUCCCUGUGCCAGUUGUGGGUCUGAAUCCACUCCCAGUCCCUGUUUUUGCCCCAGGCCCUUUACCUGCCCCGGCCCCCGUCCCUGCACCAGCACCGGUACCUGCCCCAGCCCUGGCUUUGGCCCCUGCCUCUGGUUCUACCUUUUCUCCUACAGUAACAGCAAGUGGGUCUGCAGAGGAGGUCUUCAUUGAAGACUUGGGGCCAGACGAGGAAGAGGAUCUUCCGCUGCCUCAAGGGAAUCUAAUCAUUGAUCAGGGCGCAAGUGAAGAGUCGCCUGCUGAUGUGCCUGAACAAAAGAAGACGUUUUCAUACCCGCUGUUUGCUUCCCCACCACCUCAGCAAGAAUAUCUUCCAGGAAAUUUCAUAUAAAUGCAGUAUUUUUCUUUUCAUCCAUAGAAAAUGCCUGUCAAUUAAAUAGGCCUAGGCCAAUAUUGUGAAAAAAGUCUUACUUUUUGUUUUUUAAUAAUACUCUGUACUAGUUGAUAGGCCAGUCAACAUAUUUGAAAAUAAAAAAAGUGUGCAAAAAGAAGAAAUAAACUUUUUAUAGUUAUUUGGA